AUGUCUGGUUUCGGCGACUUCACCAACAUCUGCCACAUGGCGCCACUGCCAUUGUGCGCAUCUAUUGGCCCCAUCACCGAAGUCACGAGCGGUGUCGGCAUCGAGCCUGACUGCUAUGCCCGCAAUAUCGAACUGGCAAACACCAUCAUCUUCGAGGGUGCCGCUAGCGCUAUGCACAUUGUCGCCCUCCUCAUGACGGUUGUCAUGAUUCUGCAUAUUCGCGGCAAAUUCACCGCCGUCGGCCGCAAGGAAAUCCUCACCUUCUUUUAUCUUUACAUGCUUCUCACCUUCAUCUCCCUCUGCGUCGACGCAGGCGUGGUUCCGCCCGGCUCCGCGCCGUACCCUUACUUCGUAUCAGUUCAGAACGGUCUCACAUCGGCUCUGGUCACUUGCCUUUUGAUCAACGGCUUCGUCGGAUUCCAGCUUUACGAGGACGGCACGCCUCUUUCGGUCUGGCUGCUUCGCGUGUGUUGCGUUGCCGCCUUUGCCAUUUGUUUCCUGGUUUCCCUCGCGACCUUCAAGUCUUGGGCCGGCCUCGGCCCCACCAACACCAUCGGCAUGUUUGUCGUUCUCUACCUCUUGAACGCCAUCGAGCUCUUCGUCUACAUCGUCCUGCAGAUCCUUCUUGUGGUUAGAACCCUGCAAGAUCGCUGGCCCCUCGGUGACAUUGCCUUCGGCGUCUUCUUCUUCGUUGUUGGUCAGGUUAUCCUGUACGCCGUAAGCACGCAGAUUUGCACUGCUGUCAGCCAUUACCUCGACGGUCUCUUCUUCGCCACCAUCUGCAACCUCCUGGGCGUCAUGAUGGUGUACAAGUACUGGGACUCAAUCACCCGCGAAGACCUCGAAUUCUCGGUUGGUACUAGGAUGAACAACUGGGAAGUCAAGGAGCUUCUGCCCGAAGAAGAACGCCGUGCGACGGUCUACGCCGACGACCCGUAUGCCCAAGCCAGCAGCUACGACCUUUCCUACGCGCCAGCGCCGGCCCGGAACUCGGUUCGCUACUGA
This is a messenger RNA of Colletotrichum karsti, 1005 nucleotides long. Its product is annotated as chitin biosynthesis protein. The coding region runs from base 1 to 1005 and encodes 334 amino acids. The record is from RefSeq and is a predicted model, not a curated record. The transcript is spliced from 3 exons. Gene Ontology annotation, biological process: protein folding. Gene Ontology annotation, cellular component: endoplasmic reticulum membrane. NCBI's taxonomy places the organism in Eukaryota, Fungi, Ascomycota, Sordariomycetes, Glomerellales, Glomerellaceae.